UUUCUCCCACUGAUAUGCCAUGUAGAUUCAAGAUUCAAGGUCUUUAAAAACCAGAAAUUACAAAUAAAAAAUAAGUCUUAUUUGGGGUAAAAUUAGGAGCUAAAAAGGUACUAUUACGAACUAUAUCUAUGAACAAUACACAAAGAAAGGACAGAGACAAUACAAAGUUAUGGUCAGGAUAUUGUAAACAAGAGGACGAAGACACGUGCAAGAUGCAAAAAGUGCAAAUAAGCAUAUUGUUCCCAGGUCCAGUUUGUAGUAGAUUUGUGGAAGUUUGUGUUGUUUUUGAGUCUUUUGGUGAGUAUUGUAUCAAGAAGUAACCCCAGAUACUUUCUAAGAUGAAAGAUUUCAUAAAAAAAAGUAAAAAUCAGUUAAAAAACCUGACUGUCCCAGUGAUUUAUGGCAGUUUAUGCACAUUUCCAAAAUGGAUCAACUGUCAGUGCAGUGUAAGAAUACAGAAAAAUGGCUGUUAAAAAAAGAAAACUCCACUGCAGGUUAUUUUUUGCUCAUUUUUAAUUUUUUGUCUUAGAUGAUAAAACUGUAAAAAAUUCAACCAUUGUUUAUCAGUCAGUGAUUAAAAAACCUUAAAAUUAGGGCUAAAGUUUAUAUUAAAGUUUAAUUUAAAGUUUAUAAUAUCAUAAAUCUCUGAGGAAAGAUGAUAAAUUGUACUGAGAUUUUCAUUUCUGCUAAUCUCAGAUUACAGUGAAGCACAUCUAAUCUGCUGUUCUCAGAUCACACAUCACAGGCACUCAGCUCACGCCUUUCAUGUGUGAGUUGCGCUGCUCACAGGCCGAAGGACACAUCUUGACCUUUGACCUGCAGGUGUAGCUGAUUCCUAGCAGCAUGCUGGGCCACGUCACUGCUGUCAAACUGAUGGAUUUAUGGUCAGCAGGCGAGUGUUGACUCAUUGUGAAACUCAAACAGCUGAGGGCAUCGUGACCAGCGUUACCUGCAGGAAAGGAAAAAACAUAGUUGUGCAACACCUGUCCAGGGCAGUCCACCAUUCUGUCAGGUGUGCCAGACGGCGGGGUUGAACCUUCACACCUGCUGCAGGUGGAGAGCUAACAGAUGCGCGAUGGAUGCCGGAGCAGGGAGUAACCGCGCGGUGGUGGUGUACGUGGCCCAGUUUGACCCCGGCGUGAGUCUGGGGGACAGGGCUGGAGCCCAGAAAGACGCCAAGAGACUCCACGGCACCCUCAGCAGGCGGGGCUUCGAGGUGGAGCUGCACAGCGACCUGAGCGGUGACGAAAUCUACGAGCUGUUUGUGCAAGAGAGCAGGCGGCCUGUGAAGGACUGUUUCCUGGCUGUCUUUUCAUCUCACGGGGAGGAGGACUGCGUAUUCGGAGCUGACGGGAAACCCGUCCGGCUGUCUCGAAUCUUCGCAUAUUUUGACAACGAGUGCAUGGAGAAUAAAGCCAAAGUGUUUUUCAUACAGGCGUGUCGGGGAGACGCUCUGGAUGAUGGAGUGGAGGUGGACUCGGCCGGUGAUGCCACCGACUGCAACUUCUCUCUCCACCUCUCUGCUCCUGUAGAUACAGCUGUGAUGUAUGCCACGCCCCCAGGUUACGGAGCCUUCAUGAGCCCGCUUGGAUCUGUCUUCCUGCAGACGUUCUGCACGUUGUUGGAGGACGAGGCCCAUCAGAAACUAGAGCUGACUCGCCUGAUGACCCGCCUCUCCCACAGGGUGGCCUACACCUUCCAGGCCAAAGGUCGUGAGCUGGGUGGGAAGAAAGAGAUGCCGUGCUUUCUGACACGACUGACCAGAGAGGUGUUCCUGUCCUCAGAGUCAGAGAGAGAAGCCAAGACUGCAGAUCUCUGAUCCUGGGAAAGGUUUUCCUAAAGUUCUUGAAGAUGUUGUGUCACCAUAAGGCUGAAAAUUUCUUGAGAAGUUUCACAAAUUUCUGCUGUUCAUUGAUCAACUUUAAUGUGACUGCAAUAAACUGGAGCUUGUUUUCUCAUUUA
Molecule: messenger RNA, 1962 nt
Organism: Oreochromis niloticus (Nile tilapia)
Lineage: Eukaryota; Metazoa; Chordata; Actinopteri; Cichliformes; Cichlidae
Product: caspase-7
Exons: 4
Coding region: 1076-1819 (247 amino acids)
Biological process (GO): proteolysis
Molecular function (GO): cysteine-type endopeptidase activity
Source: RefSeq, a predicted model, not a curated record